AUGGAACUGCAGUGGCUGGGUCUCUAUCCCGGACCAUCUCCCUCAGGGGUCUCUCUAUCCCGGACCAUCUCCCUCAGGGGUCUCUAUCCCGGACCAUCUCCCUCAGGGAUCUUUGUCCCGGUCCGUGUCCCUCAGGGGUCUCUCUAUCCCGGACCAUCUCCCUCAGGGAUCUAUCUCUAUCCCGGACCAUCUCCCUCAGGGAUCAAUGUCCCGACCCUGCACCGACCCCCGCCCGUUCCCGCCGCCCGCCAGGGGCCGCUGCCGGCCGCCGCCCGCCGAGCGCCCGCCAAGAUGGCGGCGUUGUGUGGGCGGCGGGGGCCGCGGGCGGGGGCCCGGGCGGGCGGCGGGGCCGCGGCAGGCCGGGCCUGGCCUGGCCCCGGGCGGGGUUCGGGCCGGGGCGGGGUCGGUGCGGUCCUGGCGCUGGCGGUGCUCGGUGGGCUGCAGGUGGCCCGCGGCGCCGGGAGCCCCCCCGGCGACCCCGCGCUCCAGCCCUACUCCCCGGGCCGGCACGGCCCCCGGCACGGCCACCGGCACGUCCGGGACUGCCAGCCCCGCAGGUACGGCAAUGUCACACACGAGGCGUGGCCCGGCGACAACAGCACGGCCGGCCCGGUGGCCGCCACCAGGACGUUCGUCUCGUACUUCCCCCCCGAGGGCAGCGGCCGCAAGGCGCUCUACGGGCACUUCACGUUCGUGAGGAACCCCCUGCGGACCCUCUCGGUGCUGGAGCCGGGCGGCGCCGGCGGCUGCCGGGAGCAGCGCAGAGCCACCGUGCAGGAGACAGCCCAGCUCGGGAACUGUCUGGUGGCCCAGAACGGCGGGUACUUCAACAUGGAAACCGGAGAGUGCCUGGGGAACGUUGUGAGCGAUGGGGAGCUGGUGAGGAACUCUGGAGGGCUACAGAACGCUCAGUUUGGCAUCCGGAAGGAUGGCACCAUGGUGUUCGGUUACCUGUCUGAGGAGGAUGUCUUGGAUCAAACAAACCCUUUUGUGCAGCUUGUGAGUGGGGUGGUUUGGCUCCUCAGAGAUGGAGAAGUUUACAUCAAUGAGAGCCGGGACGCCGAGUGUGGGGACACUCAGACCACAGGCACCUUCGACAAGUUCAUCAACGUGAUCUCAGCCAGGACUGCGGUGGGACACGACCGCCAGGGCCGGCUGGUCCUGGUCCAUGUGGAUGGACAGACAGAAUCCAGGGGGGUCAACUUGUGGGAAAUGGCAGAAUUCCUGAAGCAGCAGGGAGUCAUCAAUGCCAUCAACCUGGAUGGUGGAGGCUCUGCCACGCUGGUCUUGAACGGGACCCUCGCCAACUACCCCUCUGAGCACUGCUCCUCUGACAGCACGUGGCGCUGCCCCCGGCGCGUCUCCACCGUGGUGUGUGUGCACCAGCCGGGCUGUGCCCCCCCCGACUGCAGCGGGCACGGGCUGUGCCAGGCCGGGCACUGCCGCUGCUCCGGGCCCUUCUGGACGGGCCCUGCCUGCGACAGCCUGGACUGCGGCCCUGCCAACUGCAGCCUGCACGGCCUCUGCACCCCCUCUGGAUGCCUGUGUGACGCCGGCUGGACUGGCAGCAACUGCACAGAAGCCUGUGCUCCUGGUUUCUAUGGGGAAUCUUGCAGCCAGAAGUGCCAGUGCCAGCACGGUGGCUCCUGUGACCCUGUGCACGGAGCCUGUUCCUGCCCCCCUGGGUUCUAUGGCACCAGCUGUGAGCAUGAGUGUCCCCUGGGCUGGUUUGGGCCCAACUGCCAGAGCCAGUGUGUGUGUGAGCACUCGUGUCCCUGCGACCCUCGGACCGGCAGCUGCAACACCACCCACGACAGGGCACUGCAGGAGGAGCUGCUCAGAGCUGGACAGUGUGUGGCUUCCCAGAAUAAGGAAAGGAGCAAAGAAAGAUUCUCUCUGUCAGAGAGCACGUGGCUGUCCCUGAGCUGUGGCCUGGCCCUGCUGCUGGCACUCAGCGCCCUGGGGAACGUGGGGCUGGUGCUGAGGGCGCGGUGGGAGCGGCAGCGCGGGGACUAUCGGUACCACCCCCUGAGGGACAUCAACGGGGAGGCCACACCCCCCCCCAGUGCUGCUGCCUGGGAGCCAGAGGACACUCGGGAGCCAGAGGACACUCAGGACUCACUUUAGAGUCCCAGAUGGGAAGAGAGGAGGUGCUUCACUGUGCCCCCUGCACAGCCCCUCAGCACUGACAGGGGCACUGUGCCUGACCCAGCUCAGCCACCGCUCCCU
Molecule: messenger RNA, 2229 nt
Organism: Manacus vitellinus (golden-collared manakin)
Lineage: Eukaryota; Metazoa; Chordata; Aves; Passeriformes; Pipridae
Gene: NAGPA
Product: N-acetylglucosamine-1-phosphodiester alpha-N-acetylglucosaminidase
Exons: 12
Coding region: 1-2127 (708 amino acids)
Source: RefSeq, a predicted model, not a curated record